Aspergillus heteromorphus CBS 117.55 is the source of this 1248-nucleotide messenger RNA. RefSeq names its product DUF3984 domain-containing protein. The transcript is spliced from 3 exons. Lineage: Eukaryota; Fungi; Ascomycota; Eurotiomycetes; Eurotiales; Aspergillaceae. The record is from RefSeq and is a predicted model, not a curated record. The coding region runs from base 1 to 1248 and encodes 415 amino acids.
AUGGAGGUGAGCACCAGAUCCCCUUCGUCGCAAUCCCAAGGCGGCUUCCGAUCACGCCGUUCGUAUCCAUCCCUCAACCAGGUCUCUCUAUCCCCGCUGAACCCUCGAUUCCCCAUCGACGACGAUUACGACGACAAUGAUACCGAUCCCGCCGACUACUUCACCCCUCGACGCGAAGUCCCCGACACCCCCACCGGCAGGACCUCUUAUCUCUCUAGCUUCUCCGUCCCCGGAACCCCAGGCGUCCUUUCCCACUCCCACUCCCGCAGCGGGUCCCGCGCGCGUCUCGAUUCCCGGAGCAAGAGUUCCACUCGCAUCCAUUCCAGCGACACCAACCUGCAAACCCAGGGCCUGGCCAGCCUCCCCCCUCACCACCACCAUCACCAUCGCCACCAUCACCAUGAGGCCUCAGAAAACCACAACACAUUAUCACCUCCAUCCUCCCGCCGCCACCCGCCCGACGUCCAUCGCCACUCAGACACAGAAUGGAUGCUCCGCGCCGGCAUUGCCCUCGCCUCGUCGACCCGCGAGGAAAAAGGCCAAAGCUGGCUCCAGCAGCAGCAACCCAUCGUCCCGGAACCCCGCCACUCUCGAUCCGGCCAUUCCACCCCGGCUGCCUACUCCCGCCGAGGCUCCCGCCCCUCGAGCAGAAGACCCAGCCGCCCCGAUCUCCUCAUGACUAGCCUCGGCAGCACAGGAACAGCCAAACCACAAGAUCCCACGGUCACCACCACCGCCCCCAGCAGCGGAAUCGGCACCCCUAGCGAAGCCGACCACGCCGCCACGCGCCACUUAGUCCCGGACUUCGUCGACGAGCGAAUCCGCGCGGAGAUGGAAAUCAUCCAACAGGACGAAGACGAAGACAACCUCUCCUCGGCCUCGGAUUCCUUGUUCGCCUCCGAAGACGAAAUAGACGAGCAGGAGCUGCAGCGUCUCACCCGGGAACGGGGCUUCGGGCUAGGUAGUUGGAUCGAUCGGAUGGUCGAAUGGACUCUCUUCGGGGUCGACGACUGGCCGCUUUCUGCUUCUGCUACUACCGCCCCAGCCCCAGCCUCAGCCCGCCCGGCCGACUACUACCAUCCAAGGCACGAGCUCGACAUCGACAACAUCCGCGAAGAAGAAGCCGAUAACAUCUCCCUCCCUGAUCCGGACUCCGAUACCGCCUCCGUGGCUGAGAAACCCGGAGACCACGGCGGCUGGGAAGACGCCGGGUGGUUGUUCCGGAUCGUCAAACGGGCAUUACCAUGA